AUAUAUACUUGUCAAAUGUCAAUAUAUUUUCAAGUUUUAUUUAUUUUGUAAAAAUAAUAAUAAAUACAAAAAAUUGUGUCUAAUAAAGACUCAAAGGAUUAACCAAAAAAUAAAUAUUUUUCUAGAGAUAAAAAAAGAUCAAAUUAAAUUACUAGAAAAAUGGUGUCAUAUAUCAGCAAAUCAAUUUUCAACAUUUCACGUUCAAAUUUGUUACCAAAAAUGUCAGUGAUACGUAGUAUAAGCUUAUCAGCUAGUCAAAGUUCAAAAUCAUUAUUAUACAAUGAUUAUGGUGAGCCUGCUGAUGUAUUAAAAUUGAUAGAAGUACCUGAUGUAAAGCCUGCAAGUGAUCAGGUUACUGUCAGAUGGCUUUUGGCACCUGUAAAUCCAGCAGACAUCAAUACUAUACAAGGAAAAUAUCCUAGUAAACCAGCAUUACCCGCUGUACCAGGUAAUGAGGGAGUUGGAGAAAUAAUUGAUGUUGGAGCCAGUGUCAAAGGUUUUAAUGUUGGCGAUAAAGUUGUACCAAAUGAUAAUCAUACUGGCACAUGGAGAUCUCAAGCAAAUUACUUACCAAAUAGUUUAAUCAAGAUACCAAAAACACUUGAAACAAUUGAAGCUUGUAUGUUGAAUGUUAAUCCUUGUACUGCAUAUAGAAUGCUCAAAGAUUUUACAAAUCUUCAACCUGGAGAUACUGUCAUUCAAAAUGGUGGAAAUUCAGCUGUUGGACAAUUUGUUAUUCAACUUUGUAAAGCAUGGAAUUAUAAAAGUGUUAAUAUAGUACGAGAUCGUCCAGAUAUAUUAAAUUUAAAAGAUUAUUUAAAAAAACUAGGAGCAACAGAAGUACUGACUGAAGCUGAACUCAGAACAACAACACUUUUUAAAUCUAAACAAUUACCAGCACCUAAAUUAGCUUUUAAUUGUAUUGGUGGUCAAAAUGCUCUUGAAGUUCUUCGUCAUUUGGGACACAGUGGAACGAUGGUUACUUAUGGAGGAAUGUCAAGAGAACCAUUUAGUGUUCCAACUGCUGCUUUAAUUUUUAAGAAUAUAGCAAUCAAAGGAUUUUGGAUGACUGCUUGGGCAAAAACUAAUGGAAUAUCUCAAGAAAAAACAAAUAUGUUAAAUGAUCUUGCUCAAUUAUUUUCAUCAAAGCAGCUUCAAGUUCCAUCGUAUAAAAUUAUUCCUCUAGUUGAAUAUCAAGAGGCUGUGAUCAAAACCUUGCAAUUAGAUGGAAAAACCGGUUUAAAAUAUAUUCUCGAUUUAUCAUCUUAAAAAGGUUGUUGAUCUCAUUAUUUUUUUUUAUUUUCUUUUAAUUUUUUAUUUCUUUUUUAUGAUUCACAGUAUGGUGAGUUGAAAUUUUGAAAAUUGUUUAAUAAAAAAAAAUAAUUGUUUAACGA
Molecule: messenger RNA, 1394 nt
Organism: Aphidius gifuensis
Lineage: Eukaryota; Metazoa; Arthropoda; Insecta; Hymenoptera; Braconidae
Product: enoyl-[acyl-carrier-protein] reductase, mitochondrial
Exons: 4
Coding region: 160-1269 (369 amino acids)
Biological process (GO): fatty acid metabolic process
Cellular component (GO): mitochondrion
Molecular function (GO): trans-2-enoyl-CoA reductase (NADPH) activity
Source: RefSeq, a predicted model, not a curated record